Molecule: messenger RNA, 516 nt
Organism: Hymenoscyphus albidus
Lineage: Eukaryota; Fungi; Ascomycota; Leotiomycetes; Helotiales; Helotiaceae
Source: the annotation of a GenBank genome assembly
AUGCAGUGUAAAAUUACUACGGGAUCUGCGAGCAGUCCACUGGGAAGAGGCAAUUCAUCUGGACUUCUGAAAAUGGCAGGAGCAUUGCGCUGGAAGGAGGCAGAGGAAACUUCAGCUCCAGCUCGUAUAGAGUUGAAUGACGAUCUUACUUCCCAGUUUGGAUGUGAGUUGGGACACUUUCCUGAUUUCGGCAGUAGCGAUGGAGACUCGUAGCAGCGCAGCCUUCCAGAGAUACCUAGGCCUCCAAACCACGGUGAGCAUACACAUCAAAACCUCCAGAAAAGUUGACAAAAACCACCAAAAAUGGCAAAGGAGUAAUGAUCAACCUACCCGGUUGAUGUGACAUAGACAGUGCUGGGCUUUGUGCGGGUUCUUCUUCGAAACGGUCGGUUUCAAGAAACCGAGAUUGAUAACUUUGCUGCUACCUCACAGUUUAAGCGAUUCUUGAAGGCGAAGCAAAUGGUUGAUCGCUCCGAGACGGAAUCAGACGGAGAGGAGUCGAGUGAGGGAACAUAA